CAGCGAAGAUUCCCUACCUCAUGUGGAGCCCAAGUACCUGGUGUUUGAGACCUGCUUGUUGCAGCUUUUCGAGGUUUGUCCACUGUGCAAUGGUGAGGCAGCAGGUGAGGUCAGCCAUAUGAAAGGGAGUUUGGUUGCCAUCAAACAACGAUGCGUACAUAAGCCAAACUGUGGCUAUACCCGUCAGUGGUAUAGCCAGCCUUUCAUUGCUGACCUUCCUGCUGGUAACCUCAUGUUGUCAGGGGCAAUACUUUUUGCUGGUGCUUCCCCCAAGAAAGUGUUGAGGGUGUUGUCCUCUGCAAGUAUCGCUGGCAUCUCCUACUCCACCUUCAUGCAGCACCAGCGACGUUACCUUCAGCCUGCUAUCAUCAACACUUGGGAGAAGAUGCAGGGGGUAUGCGGGAACAGCUUCAAGAGCUGGGGGAACCUCUUGUGCUCGGUGGAGAUGCCAGAAAUGACAGCCCGGGGCAUACGGCCAAGUACGGUUCGUACACAUUCAUGGAGAUGAAUAUCAACAAAGUCAUCCAUGUAGAAUUGGUUCAGAAAAGUGAGGUGGCCAACAGCUACAACAUGGAGCUGGAGGCUCUGCGCCGGGGACUGGUCUGGGUCGAACAGACAGACCUUGAACUUGGUACUAUCAUCACGGACAGGCACGUCCAAGUCAGAGCCUGGAUACGCCAGAACUUGAAAGAAGUGCAACACUACUUUGACGUCUGGCACAUAUCAAAAGGUUUAAAGAAGAAACUACGGGCUGCUGGGAUGAAAAAGGACUGUGAGCUGCUCCACCAGUGGACGAAAUCCAUCACCAACCACAUGUACUGGGUGGCCAGUUCUACACCAGAUGCUGGCCAAGAGGUGAUGGCUGCCAAGUGGUCAUCCAUGAUUAACCACAUCAUGAAUAUACAUGACCACGAGACUGAUGUGUUUCCACAGUGUCUUCACGGCCCUUUGGCUGAGGUGGAUGAGCGCAUAGCAUGGAUUCUUCCAAAUUCCACGGCAGCUGACGAAGUCAUCAGGAUUUGCCAAUCAAAGUACCUCCUGAAGGACAUCAAAAUGAUGUCCCCGGCACAACAAACCUCAUCAGUGGAGGCCUACCAUGGGACGAUUAAUUAUUUUGCUCCCAAGCUGUAUGUAUACAGCUACCAAGGGAUGCAUGCCAGACUUCUUUUAGCCGCCAUGCACUUCAAUGAGAAUUCUGGUAGAGCCCAGAGGAAGAAGAAGGACGGAACGGAGCAGUGGAGCAUCUCUCAUCCAAGAGGGAGGGACACCUACGUGCUGAGGAAAGUUCUGGUGAACCCAACGUAUGAGUAUGUUCAUGAGCUCUUUUCGGAAUCUACCAGACUUGCUCUUUCAAGAAAUACAAAUCUAAGAGAAGAAACUCCAUUGCUCUGCAAUGUACCUCCACCAAUGUCCACUUCCAUGGAGCGCCCAACCAUGGAUGAAGCAUUGGAGCGUGAGAAGAGCCGAUUUGCCAAAGGGCCAUAACAUUUGAAUAGACCAGUUCACGGUUAGCACAUAUCUGCAAUGACCCUGAA
Messenger RNA from Strongylocentrotus purpuratus (purple sea urchin), 1535 nucleotides. RefSeq lists its product as uncharacterized. Lineage: Eukaryota; Metazoa; Echinodermata; Echinoidea; Camarodonta; Strongylocentrotidae. Bases 397 to 1485 code for a protein of 362 amino acids. The transcript is spliced from 6 exons. The record is from RefSeq and is a predicted model, not a curated record.